UCUGGUUGAGGAGCGCGUGGUGUUGUGUGCAGAAUCGCCGUCUGGAACGCGCUUACUUUUGAGCGUGGUGCGCGUGUGGAGUCCCGGUAAACAGUUGGUAGUGAUGUUGAUCAAGACUGAUGCCAGCAUGAUUGGCAGGUGGCCACGCCUCUGGCCAGUGAUGUCACUGGCACUGCUGUGGGUGGGAUCAGUGGAGGCUGGUUCAGACUGCAGGUCUGUCGCCAUAGAGACGGAUAGUCGCAUAGCAGAACAGGCGCAACAGCGGCACCUGCAGGCGCUGUUUGAUAAGUACGGUCAGAAUGGCAGUAUCUCGUUAGAAGGCUUGUACAACCUACUAAAGGGGGUGGGGCUGGACCGCAUCCGGAAAGUAAUGGUGCAUCACCAUGGAAAUGACCACAUACAUACACACUCGCAUGCUCACACACAUGCACAUGUGGACAAACUCACCACAAACAUGCAUCCUGUUACAAGCAAGAAGGUUGAUGUUUACCAUAAUGUAGAAAAGAGUGACCCUGUCCCGAAAGCGCAGCCUGAUCCCGCCCUUGGGAAGAAGAGCCAAUCAGAUGCACACCUCAAUCUUUACAUGAAGAUGAAUCAGGAACUGACUACACCUUUGACCACACCGUCAUACGUCACAAAGUCACGGCGGACUAAUCGUAGUGUUGACUAUGAUUUAACGCAGGACCACGCCCCAUUUAAUCCUGCCCAGCCUAAUGUAACACACACUAACCACACCCACCAGCCUGAGGACACACCCACCCAUGUUCACGAUGACCAUGAUGAGCACGAACAUGGCCAUGCCAGUCUAGAGUGUCAAAAUGGCUCCACAGUCCUGCAGUCACAUGGCAUGACAAAGGAAACAGGUCUCUCUGUCAAGGAUUUCAGUUACCUGUGCCCUGCCCUUCUCAUGCAGAUUGAUUCCAAGUCUUGUCUCCUGCAUGAUGAUGACCAAUCAGAUCAUCACCAUCAUCACAACCACCACCACCAUCAUCAUCACCAUCCACACAAUCACACCAAUGGCAAAAGUCAGAGGAUUUCCUCCCUUAGCAUUGCAUGGAUCGGAGGCUUUCUCUCCAUCACUUUGAUCAGUUUGCUGGCAUUGGUUGGCGUGGUUUUGAUUCCACUCAUGAACAGAGUUUGCUUCAAUUUCCUGCUAAGCUUCCUGGUGGCCCUCGCAGUGGGCACUCUUAGCGGAGACGCUCUCCUCCACCUCAUACCGCAUUCACUGGGCCAUCACCAGCACAGCCACUCAGAGCAUCAUAACCAUGGAGAAGAAGAGGACUCCCUUCGGCCUGUGUGGACAGGGCUGACAGUGCUGAGCGGAGUCUACGUCAUGUUUCUUAUCGAGCACUUCCUGACCCUCGGCAAAAUGUAUAAAGACAAAAAACAAAAGGUGAUGAAGAUGGUGGAUCUAGAAGCAGAGGUUUUGGAAUCUGAGAAACUGCCAUCACUGGAGGAAAAUGAUGUCAAAACACUUGAAGCUUCUGAAACAAAUGGAGGCAGCGCGUGUGUGCGGGGUGUGGCAGAGGAAGAGGAAGUGAUGUUGGGGGCAGAGCUCUACACCGACCUGGACUGUGAGAACAAAUGCCACUCCCACUUUCAUGAUACCGUUGGCCAGUCAGAUGAGCAACAUCAUCAUCACCAUGACUACCAUCACAUACUACAUCACCAUCACUCACAGAACCAUCACCCUCACACACACACUCAUAGACACACACACUCCUACUCGCAACAACACUUCCAGCAGGCUGGCGUGGCCACACUCGCCUGGAUGGUCAUCAUGGGAGAUGGACUUCACAACUUCAGUGACGGACUUGCCAUAGGCGCAGCAUUCACAGAAGGAUUAUCCAGUGGCCUUAGUACCUCAGUUGCUGUAUUCUGCCACGAGCUUCCUCAUGAGCUGGGUGAUUUUGCUGUCUUGCUGAAGGCUGGUAUGUCAGUACGACAGGCCAUUCUGUACAAUCUGCUGUCGGCCCUGAUGGGAUAUCUGGGCAUGAUCACGGGUAUUCUGAUUGGUCAUUACGCUGAGAAUGUUGCCAUGUGGGUCUUUGCUCUCACUGCUGGAUUAUUUAUGUAUGUAGCCCUUGUAGACAUGGUACCGGAAAUGUUGCACAAUGAUGCAAGUGAAGCGGGUUUCAGUCAUUAUGGUUUCUUCCUCCUGCAGAAUGCAGGGAUACUCCUGGGCUUCGGCAUCAUGCUUGUCAUCGCUGUUUUUGAACACAGGAUACAACUCGACAUUGGUUUCUGACUUGAUGACUGUACAGUCAUACCUUCUAUAAGUCUCUAUAUAAAUUGUUCUCUGUGAUAUGUAACCCUAAUCCUCACUCAUCCAGGGUCCAUCUGUUGACAUGCCUGGGAUAUUGCAUAGUCUGUGAACAGGUGGCAGCAGCUCAGUAUUUAUAAGUAAUUGUCAUUUUAUUUGUGGCUUAAGGGGGGAUUUAUUUAAAAGAAUUGCCUGUUACAAUUUCAGUAUAAAAGAGAAACUUGCGCCAUAAUGUAGGGUUUUUAUUGAUUUGUUUACGCAGUGUUUAUGUUGAUUGUUACGCAGUGUUGUACAGUAGUUGCUUAAGUGAGUAAUGUGUUUGUUCAUUCUUAAUAUGCUGUCCCACCAACAUUCCAGUAAAUGUGUCCCACAAUA
Molecule: messenger RNA, 2638 nt
Organism: Myxocyprinus asiaticus (Chinese sucker)
Lineage: Eukaryota; Metazoa; Chordata; Actinopteri; Cypriniformes; Catostomidae
Product: zinc transporter ZIP6-like
Exons: 11
Coding region: 104-2248 (714 amino acids)
Biological process (GO): intracellular zinc ion homeostasis; zinc ion import across plasma membrane
Cellular component (GO): membrane
Molecular function (GO): zinc ion transmembrane transporter activity
Source: RefSeq, a predicted model, not a curated record